AUAACUUUCUCCAGGUAAUUCAUUUAUUUGUAGGCAAAAGUUUCUCUCUCCACCAAGCAUCAACUCGGUCUCCUCCUUUCCACCUCUAUUUCUCCUUAAUUUUUACUUCUGAAAGGUUAAUUAGUAACCUUAUUAUUCACAAAUUUAAAGCAAGAAAGUAGCUAGCUAGCCUAAAGAUUGUUUCUCCUUCUUGAUCACAACAACGGAAUUAAGAGCGAGCAUAGUAGGAAAUUAACAUUACUUAUAAAUGGAGGAAAUGUAUGAAUUUGGUUCGAGCAGUAGUGCUGUUUACUCCGUCGACGACCAUUUGCAGCCGCCAUAUUUUGGAUCGCCGCCGGCGUUUUGCGAUGAGCUGCUCCCUGUGGGAUUUGGAUCCGGAAAUAUGUCGUCGGUGUGUUCGGAAUCUUCGGCUGCUAAUUCAGUAGUUGAUAAAAGUGGGACGUCUUCUUCUAAUUUACAAUUAGAAGAUCAUCAUGAGACGAAUAUUAGAGCAAAGAUCUCUUCUUAUCCUUUGUAUCCUAAGCUUCUUCGUACUUACAUCGACUGCCGCAAGGUAGGAGCGCCAUCUGAGAUUGUUGAUAUGUUGGACAAUAUUAAUAUUGUCCACGAAAAUGAUCUUUAUAGGAGAUCAAAUAGACUGAUCACCGGUGAUUCUGAGCUGGAUGAUUUCAUGGGAACUUACUGUGAUGUGUUAGCAAAGUUCAAGUCGGAUCUUGAAAGGCCUUUCAAUGAAGCAACUACUUUUCUUAAUGAUAUUCAAAUUCAACUUACCAAUCUCUGCACUACUCCGGUCACUCCGAGUAGCAAUAUCUCAGAUGAAGGAGCGGCGGGGUUGGAGGAGGAGGAGGAUACAAGCGGUGGUGGUGGAAAUACAAAUGAUAUGUGCAGAUCAGAGAAUGAAAUUAAGGAUAAGUUAAUGCGUAAGUACAGUGGAUAUAUAAGUAGUCUAAAGCAAGAAUUUUGCAAGAAGAAUAAGAAGGGAAAACUCCCAAAAGAAGCAAGGCAAAUCUUGCUUGACUGGUGGACCACUCACUACAAAUGGCCUUAUCCUACGGAAGGACAGAAAAUAUGUCUAGCUGAAUCAACAGGUUUAGAUCCGAAGCAGAUUAACAAUUGGUUCAUUAAUCAGCGAAAACGUCACUGGAAACCUUCAGAAAACAUGCAGUUUGCUGAUAUGGAAAGCAUAUAUGGUCAUUUUUCUGAAUAAUUUAGCUUAGAGGAAUUAAUCUCUUUCCGCAAUGUUUCUAAUCGGACAAUUUUGUCUUGCUAACAAUUAAAUCAUCCGUUCCAAUUCAUGUGAACCUGUUUAACUGGACACGGAGUUUAAAAAAAAAUAAAGACUUUUU
Molecule: messenger RNA, 1346 nt
Organism: Nicotiana tabacum (common tobacco)
Lineage: Eukaryota; Viridiplantae; Streptophyta; Magnoliopsida; Solanales; Solanaceae
Product: homeobox protein knotted-1-like 2
Biological process (GO): regulation of DNA-templated transcription
Cellular component (GO): nucleus
Molecular function (GO): DNA binding; DNA-binding transcription factor activity, RNA polymerase II-specific
Source: RefSeq, a predicted model, not a curated record